This is a messenger RNA of Elephantulus edwardii (Cape elephant shrew), 2664 nucleotides long. Its product is annotated as zinc finger protein 91-like. Gene Ontology annotation, molecular function: DNA-binding transcription factor activity, RNA polymerase II-specific; RNA polymerase II cis-regulatory region sequence-specific DNA binding. Bases 1 to 2664 code for a protein of 887 amino acids. The transcript is spliced from 6 exons. Lineage: Eukaryota; Metazoa; Chordata; Mammalia; Macroscelidea; Macroscelididae. The record is from RefSeq and is a predicted model, not a curated record. Gene Ontology annotation, biological process: regulation of transcription by RNA polymerase II.
AUGUUACAACAGAUGUCAACAUUGCGUGGCAAAGAAGCUUUGGAACGAAAUCAAGAUGAUGACUUUAGAUCAAGGAACUUCACUGUGCAUAGAAGAAUUCAUACAGGAGACAAACCUUAUGAAUGUAAGGACUGUGGGAAAAGGUUUUCCCAGUCAGGUAACCUCAUUCGACAUAGAAGAAUUCACACAGGAGAGAAACCUUAUGAAUGUAAGGAAUGUGGAAAAACAUUUUCUCAAUCAGGUAAACUCAUUUCUCAUAGAAGCGUUCAUACAGGAGAGAAACCUUAUAAAUGUAAGGAAUGUGGGAAAAUAUUUUCCCACUCACAAAGCCUCAAUCUACAUAGAAGAAUUCAUACAGGAGAGAAACCUUACGAAUGUAAGGAAUGCGGGAAAACAUUUUCACGCUCAUAUUACCUCACAGAACAUCGUAGAAUGCACACAGGAGAGAAACCUUAUGAAUGUAAGGAAUGUGGGAAAACAUUUUCUCAACCAAGUAAACUCAUUUCUCAUAGAAGAGUUCAUACAGGAGAGAAACCUUAUAAAUGUAAGGAAUGUGGGAAAAUAUUUUCCCACUCACAAAGCCUCAAUCAACAUAGAAGAAUUCAUACAGGAGAGAAACCUUACGAAUGUAAGGAAUGCGGGAAAACAUUUUCACGCUCAGAUUGCCUCCGAGAACAUCGUAGAAUACACACAGGAGAGAAACCUUAUGAAUGUAAGGAAUGUGGGAAAACAUUUGUACAAUCAGGUCACCUCACUAAACAUAGUAGAAUUCACACAGGAGACAGACUAUUUGAAUGUCAAGAAUGUGGGGCAACGUUUCAGCGCUCACUCGGACUUCCGGUGGUGCUCGCACAUCUCCUUCCCCGAGUAGCUGAAGCAGAUGCACAAAUGUGCAGCUCUCAGUGUGUGCUUGCGGGGAUUUGUGGGCGUCCCCGGACAGCAUUCAUGGUCAUCCUCGCAAAGACCAAGGGGAGGGAACCAGCUGGUUUAAUUCCUAAUGGACAUGGAUGUGUCUUAAUCAACGAAACAUCCAUUUCCUUUAUGUCUGUGAGAUAUUCAAGGACGCAUGUCACAGAGAAACGUGGUGCAAGUAAAGAAUGUGUGAAAGCAUUUUCACCAUCAAGUCAGAUCACGGCGCAGGGAAGAAGUCACACGGGAGAGAUAAGUUUUGAACCUAAUCAAUGUGGGGAAACCUUUCCUCGGUCACAUGACCUCUCUGAACAUAGGAAAACUUACACAAGAGGAAAACAUUCUCGGUGUAAGGAAUGUGAGAAACCAGUUUCCCAAUCAAGUCACCAGACAUCUCAUAGAAAACUUCAUGGAGUAGAGACACCUCCCAUGUGUAAGGAAUGUGGGAAAACUUGUGCCGCAUCACCUGACUUCACUCCACACCUGAGUAUUCACCCAGGAAAGAUAUCUCAUGAAUGUAAGGAAUGUGGGAAAACAUUUUCUCAAGUAAGUAAACUCAUUCGACAUAGAAAAAUUCAUAGAAAAGAGAAACCUUACGAAUGUCAGGAAUGCGGGAAAACAUUUUCAGUCUCACGUUACCUCAUGGAACAUCGUAGAAUGCACACAGCAGGGAAACCUUAUGAAUGCCAGGAAUGUGGGAAAAGGUUUUCCGGCUCGUAUGACCUCACUCGACAUAAAAGAAUUCAUACAGGAGAGAAAACUUAUGAAUGUAAGCAAUGUGGGAAAACAUUUUCUCAAUCAAGUAAACUCAUUUCUCAUAAAAGAAUUUGUACAGGAGAGAAACCUUGUGAAUGUAAGGAAUGUAGGAAAAGGUUUUCCCGCUCAAGUUGCUUCAUUCAACAUAGAAGAAUUCAUACAGGAGAGAAACGUUACGAAUGUCAGGAAUACAGGAAAACAUUUUCAGUCUCACUUUGCCUCUCGGAACAUCAUAGAAUGCACACAGGAGAGAAACCUUAUGAAUGUAAGGAAUGUUGGAAAAGGUUUUCCCACUCAAGUGGCCUCAGUCGACAUAAAGGAAUUCAUACAGGAGAAAAACGUUAUGAAUGUAAGGAAUGUGGGAAAAGGUUUUCCUCCUCGUAUGGCCUCACUCGACAUAAAAGAAUUCAUACAGGGGAGAAACCUUAUGAAUGUAAGGAAUGUGGGAAAAGGUUUUCCCAGUCAUAUAACCUCAUUCAACAUAGAAGAAUUCAUACAGGAGAGAAAUGUUACGAAUGUCAGGAAUACGGGAAAUCAUCUUCAGUCUCACAUCGCCUCAUGGAACAUCGUAGAAUGGACACAGGAGAGAAACUUUAUGAAUGUAAGGAAUGUGGGAAAAGGUUUUCCCGCUCAAGUUGCCUCAGUCGACAUAAAAGAAUUCAUUCGGGAGAGAAACCUUAUGAAUGUAAGGAAUGUGGGAAAAGGUUUUCCUACUCAUAUGGCCUCACUCGACAUAAAAGAAUUCAUACAGGAGAGAAACAUUAUGAAUGUAAGGAAUGUGGGAAAAGGUUUUCUCAGUCAAAUAACCUCAUUCAACAUAGAAGAAUUCAUACAGGAGAGAAAUCUUAUGAAUGUAAGGAAUGUGGGAAAACUUUUUCUCAAUCAAUUUUUCAACAAAUAUUUAUCAUUUUUGAUCAGCUUUAUGAUUGUACAGGAAAUGGGAAACUUAUUAUGCCUGUACUAGGAAAUGAAAUUCAGAGUGUACGUCGGCUGUAUUGA